Lepidothrix coronata (blue-crowned manakin) is the source of this 2067-nucleotide messenger RNA. It is a transcript of the gene GLIS2, whose product is annotated as GLIS family zinc finger 2. Lineage: Eukaryota; Metazoa; Chordata; Aves; Passeriformes; Pipridae. Gene Ontology annotation, molecular function: DNA-binding transcription factor activity, RNA polymerase II-specific; RNA polymerase II cis-regulatory region sequence-specific DNA binding. The transcript has 6 exons. The record is from RefSeq and is a predicted model, not a curated record. Gene Ontology annotation, biological process: regulation of transcription by RNA polymerase II; smoothened signaling pathway. Gene Ontology annotation, cellular component: nucleus. Bases 49 to 1629 code for a protein of 526 amino acids.
GCUCCCCGCCUGGCUCUGAGCCCCCACCGCAGAGUCCACCCCGGCACCAUGCAUUCCCUGGAGGAGCCCCUGGACCUCAAGCUGAGCAUCUCCAAGCUGCGAGCUGCCCGGGAGAAGCGUGGUCCCUCCGGGCCCCGACCCCGCGCUCCCCAGCGCCCGGACACCCCGCCGGUCGGGGAUGGCCGAGGGGGCGGCCGAGGGGGUCGCCGUGCUGUGCCAGCCUCGCCGUCCCCCGGGCUCCUGGCACACUCCAGGCUGGUGGAGCCGCGGGAUGGGCGCUUCCCGGCUGCCGUGCCGGUGGUGGACCUCAGCCUCUCACCCCGCUCCGGGGGGGAGUCUCCGGCUGGCAGCGCUUCGCUGUCCCCUGAGCGCCAGGGCAGCGGGGACCUGCCCGGCCCCCUCACCCCCCACGAUUUCCAGUCCCUGCGCUACAUCGACGGCCUCCCCAGCUCCUUCCAGUUCUUCCUGCCACUGGGGGCUGGGGGGGCCCUGCAUCUGCCCCCCACUGCCUUCCUGCCCCCCAGCAAGGAGAAACGCCUCGCCCCUGAGCUGCCCCUGCCCAAGCAGCUCAUCUGCCGCUGGUCCAAGUGUAACCAGUUCUUUGACCUCCUGCAAGACCUUGUGGACCAUGUCAAUGACUUCCAUGUCAAACCCGAGAAGGAUGCAGGGUACUGCUGCCACUGGGAGGGCUGUGCCCGCCAUGGCAGGGGCUUCAAUGCCAGGUACAAGAUGCUGAUCCACAUCCGGACGCACACCAAUGAGAAGCCACACCGCUGCCCCACCUGCAACAAGAGCUUCUCCCGCCUGGAGAACCUGAAAAUCCACAACCGCUCGCACACAGGUGAGAAGCCCUACAUCUGCCCCUACGAAGGCUGCAACAAGCGUUACUCCAACUCCAGCGACCGCUUCAAGCACACCCGCACCCACUACGUGGAGAAGCCCUACUCCUGCAAGAUGCCGGGCUGCCACAAGCGCUACACUGACCCCAGCUCCCUCCGCAAGCACAUCAAAGCCCACGGGCAUUUUGUGUCCCCCGAGCACCCAGAGAUGCUCAAGGUCCAUCCGCCUCCCAAAACGCCCCUGGGCUCGCCAGAGGUGCCCUAUGUUAACGGGGCACAGCUCGUCAUCCCCAACCCCGCCGCCCUCUUCGCCCCCCCAGGGCUGCCGGCGCUGCCCAUCCCUUUGGCACCGGCACCUCUCGACCUCAGCGCCCUGGGCUGCGGGGCUGCGGGUACCCUGCCCGCCCUGCCCGGCCCCGUCCUGCCCCUCAAUGGCGGUCCUCUGAACUUGGCCAAGAGCCCGCUGCUGCCCUCGCCCUUCACAGCGGGGCUGGGGCUGCCUGUCAUGUCGCUGCUGGCCGGCGGGGCCAAGGCUGAGGGGGAGAAGGGCAGCGGGGCUGAGGGGCGGCCUCCCAAGGCAGGCAAGGGGUCGGACACCCGGAAGGAGAGGGGCGAAAGGACGGAGCCGGGGCGGUCGCGGGUGCUCCCUGAGAGCCUGGCACUGCUGCCGGGGGCUGUGCUCGACCUCUCAGCCGGUGUCAGCUCGGGGGGCAGCCCCGAGGCACUGCCCCCUGGCUGGGUGCUCAUCCCCCCCGGCUCCCUGCUGCUCAAACCCGCCGCAGUCAACUGAGGGGCUCGACGAUGCCCAGGGCCAGCCCGCCGGCCCUGUGGGCAGAUCCUGCUCCCUGGGGACGGAGGGGCAUCGCCUCCUCCUCCCCCCUGCAGCCCCAGCGGGGCCUCGCUCGUGCUUUUAACUGUCACGAAAGAAGAACGGACUCUUCUGAGAAAAGCAAUAAUCCCUCGGCGGCCAGAGCCGGCUGCAACCCUUCGCUGGGGGCAGCUGGGGGCACAAGGGGAACCCCCUGCCCUCUCGGGCCUGGACAGCCGGAUACGCCGCUAUUUAUUUCUUGACCAGCCCCUUGCUCUGACAGGGCCCUGCUUGGGCUCUCCUGCUUCUGCUGACACGGCGUCUCCCUGCCCGAAGCCUUGGCGCUGCCGUGGGGGGCCGCAGCCCCCCGGCCUCCGCCGCACAGACAGCGGGGUGACAGCUUGGGGACCGCCUGCUCCC